AUGCCAGCAGGGUCGAACUGCCGACCCAAUUUGUUGCAGCAGAGCUGUACUCCUGGCCCACCGGACCAUCUGAUCGACGCCAAUUUACAUCUGACUCACUUUAUGGAGUUAAGAAAUGGCACUUCAAUUUUGAUCGCCCAGAUUUUUCUCUUCUACGUUCUCCGCAGUUAGUGCUGUGUUGGCUGCUGGCGCGCCCCGCCCUGGGGCUACCUGUGCGUCCCGGCGGCGGAGGCGUCGCUGGCGUCGGCGGCGUCGCGCAGGCCCCGGCGCGCCGACCUGGAGGAGUCAGCCAGCGGAGACGACCUCAUCUCCGGGAGUGACUUCCUCUCCGUCUUCAUCGGCGCCCGCGGCCCCGCAGCGCUCCGGCGCUGCGCGCCCCGCCCCCCGGCGACGAGCCCGCAGCAGAACCCUCGGCGCGUUCGGCGCCGCCUCAUCCCCAAACCAAGUCCAAGACCGCAACGCCCAACACGCCGCACGUGCGCCGUCCCCUCCGCCUGCCGCCCCGCCCCUCCGCCCCGCCCCCGCCCACCACCGGCCGCUUGCCCGCCCCAAACGCCGGCGGGCCGACCUCUCCUUCGAUCGACCGGCAUCCAGCACGAUCCUCUGCGGAGGCUUCCGCGCGAAUUGCGCAUAGUCCGAACCGAACAUGGACCUCCACGCGGAGAGUCUGAUAAAAACAACCCUUUGUACGAAACUACCAGUCAAGACACGUCAGAGUAUCAACUCACAUACCGCCUAACAGAAGACACGGCUACCAAUUCCGACUGCGAUGCGCAAACGACGUCCCGAGACGAUUUACUGGAUCUGGCCGUGUCCGACGGCGAGGCAGAACAACCUGCCGCAAACAGAUGUGACUGUGGUAGCAGCAGCAACAUCAACCCCCCACCACCGCCGCCACCGGUUCAGCAGGUGGUCUCGGUGCGUGUGUUCCUCAUCGGUGGUACAGGGUCCGUCACCAGCACCCAUUUUGCGAAGGCGAAGGCCCAAUCCAGCGUCACCAAGCACGACGGGCUGGCGCAGACCCCAGCAGCGCCGGGCGUCAGAGGAGGACAUGCAGCGGCAGUUCGAAGCGGACACCAACUCGUUGUCGGACAGUCGCGCCGGCGCUCCCCAGAAUCCACUGCCGUGCCGUCCAGGAGUCGGAACUGGAACCCCCGCAGGCGCCGCCGCCGGCUCUGGUCACAGGAGGAGCAGCCCACCAACAUCGCGGUCCAGCGCGCGAGUUCAGCGUGGAGGAAUCCUCCCGUCCUCGUCCGAAGCUGUCCCCCGCGCCGGGACGACCCCUCCGUCCUCAAGACGGUCGCCCCGCGUGGUGGAGGUGACGCGCAACUCGCAGAGCGCGCCGGUCAGCUACCACACCAGCGUCUCUCCGCCAACGUGGCAAGCCGCGUGCAGUUCUACAGGCGGCCGCCCAGCUACCACCGCGAGAUGCCGUCCAAACGUGGCCGAGUCGAUUCGCACCGAGGAGGCGAUCGAGAGUCGCAUGGGGCGGGUACGGCACCCCCGCAUCGCGAGUGCGGCAUCUCCGGCCCGCACGAGCGCCGUCAGCUCACUUCGGAGGUGCGCUCGUCCCACCCGAGGCGGCGGCGGCGCGCGAACGGCCCAACGCCCUACCCGCGACAGAAGAGCUUCCGCCCGCGCACACCCGAGCGCAACUACGAGCGUGCGGAACGCAACUUCGCCCAACCCGAACGCCAACUACGCCAGACGGAGCGCAGCUAUGCGCAACCCGAACGCAACUUCGCGCAGACGGAGCGCACCUACGCGCUAGCCCGAGGCGACGUAACUCGCUGCCCGAGCGCAACUACGAGGUUGGACGAGGCGGUGAAGCGUGAUGAGCACGGGCGCGCGCACGGCGUGCAUGCCGACAUGCGCCCUUCGCCCGCGCCGCCGCCGCCGCAGCCCGCGUCCAGCAGCCGCAGGUGCCGCGGCCCACGCACGCCGCUGCCCGUCUGUGGAGCGCGCGCCGGGCGUGCUGGACACGUCGCAGGCCGCGACCUGCCCAAACCACAAGUUCGGCUACGUGGUGGAAGGGCGCAACUACCGCAGUACCGACGUGGAGGAGCGAAGCCCGACGGGUUCACUCGUGGGGAGUACGGCGUGGGAGCCACGACGACGGCACGCUGCGCGCGUCGCGCUACACGCGGACGGCAAACACAACCACAGCUCAAUCUACGAAGCGAUCGUCAAGUUCCCUGUCGCUGUAAGGGCGGCUCGCCACGCCCUCCCGCGACGCCGCCACGCGUCCUUCGGCCGGUCGAUCUUCCCUGCAGCGCGUCCUGCUGUGGGGGCGUCUUCCUCUCGAACCGGAGACGCGCCACCACGCGCGAUCUUGCCAUCGGCGCAGUCCAGCGGGGAGGGUCGACGGAGCGGGAAGGAGGACCGAGCGGGCGAGCGCUCAAUCCGCGCGAUUGGAUCGCGAGUUGCCAGCUGCGCGCGCCCAGAUGCAUCGGCUGUGAUGGAGGGCCGCGCGUGGCAGAGCUCCCGCCCCUCCCCUCCCCCGCCGCCCAGCCCCGCCUCGCUGCCCCGUUCCCACUGCCCGCCGCCGCCCGCUGCCGCGAUGACUGGCUGCACAUGCCCCCGCGCGCGCGCCCGUCGCCCUUGGGCGAUAGGGAAUUGCGGCCUCACAUUCUGUUGUGCUCUGAGUGA
Molecule: messenger RNA, 2649 nt
Organism: Gryllus bimaculatus (two-spotted cricket)
Lineage: Eukaryota; Metazoa; Arthropoda; Insecta; Orthoptera; Gryllidae
Source: the annotation of a GenBank genome assembly